Messenger RNA from Bubalus bubalis (water buffalo), 2697 nucleotides. RefSeq names its product glial cells missing transcription factor 2 (gene GCM2). Lineage: Eukaryota; Metazoa; Chordata; Mammalia; Artiodactyla; Bovidae. Bases 813 to 2336 code for a protein of 507 amino acids. The record is from RefSeq and is a predicted model, not a curated record. Gene Ontology annotation, biological process: regulation of transcription by RNA polymerase II; gliogenesis. The transcript has 5 exons. Gene Ontology annotation, molecular function: DNA-binding transcription activator activity, RNA polymerase II-specific; RNA polymerase II cis-regulatory region sequence-specific DNA binding. Gene Ontology annotation, cellular component: nucleus.
AUGGCAUCACCGACUCAGUGGACAUGUUUGAGGAAGCUCCGGGAGAUGGUGAAGGAUAGGGAAGCCUGGCGUGCUGCAGUCCAUGGGUUCUCAGGGAGUCGGAGACGACUGAGCGACUGAAAAACAUCAGCCGGAACAAAAUCCCCGGAAAGAACGCGCCCCAAAGCUAGUAGGCUUGCGCGCAUCUUCUCGGAUAAGGGUGCUCGGCCUCCCAGGCGUUUAGAGGUGGUUCCCGAACUGCCUGGGGACUGAGAAUUGCCUCUCGGGGACUUUGCUGGAAAGGUUCUGUCUCAAAAGCCUCUCUCUAGAUCCAGUCGGAAACCCCAGAGAUGGCGCAGUUAGGAAAAUGAACAUGAUUUUCAACUUAAACUAGACAUUCCAACCUCCCCCGACUCUGGCCCGUCUAGGCUUCAGUUUCCCGUCACCUCGAGGGCUCAGGUCCACCUCCCCUCCGUCUCUCGCCUUGCCUGGAAGUGGGGGACCGACCCUGGCGGGCGGGGAGCGAGGAAAGGCGGAGCACAGCGCGCGGGGCCGCUGGGCGGGGGACCUUUAUAAACGUGCGGGCAGCUGCCUGGCGCCGCGCUAUGCUCCAGGUGGAGACUUCUCAGCGCUGCGACCAAGAACAGGGCUCCACCCGAGCCGCCCUGAGCCCUUGUCCGCCGCUUCUGCAUUUCUAAAUCGGCUUCUCUGUCUGUCUCUCUCUCCACUUGCUUUUAAAACAGGGGGAAAACAACCUUGGGCAGCUCUAGGUUGGUUUGUUUUUCUUGUGUCUUUCAGGACCCUUGGCCGGGAGUGCCCGCGAGGAGGACCGGAUGCCGGCGGCGGAGGCGCAGCUGCCGGACUGCGCGUGGUCCUACGGGAUGAAGCUCAGCUGGGACAUCAACGACCCGCAGAUGCCGCAGAAGCCAGCUCACUUUGACCGCUUCUGCGAGUGGCCGGACGGCUACGUGCGUUUCAUCUACAGCAGCGACGAGAAGAAGGCGCAGCGCCACCUGAGCGGCUGGGCCAUGCGCAACACCAACAACCACAACGGCCACAUCCUCAAGAAGUCGUGCCUGGGUGUGGUGGUGUGUGCGCAGGACUGCGCCCUGCCCGACGGCUCGCGGCUGCAGCUGCGGCCAGCCAUCUGCGACAAGGCGCGGCUGAAGCAGCAGAAGAAGCCUUGUCCCAACUGUCACUCUGCUUUGGAGUUGAUCCCCUGUCGAGGGCACAGCGGUUACCCUGUAACCAACUUCUGGCGACUGGAUGGCAACGCGAUCUUUUUUCAGGCCAAGGGAGUUCAUGAUCACCCAAGACCAGAGAGCAAAUCAGAGACGGAAGCUAGAAGAAGUGCAAUCAAGAGACAAAUGGCUUCUUUUUACCAACCACAGAAAAGGAGAAUUCGAGAACCUGAGGCAGGAGAGAGUCAAGAUCACAGCAGACAUUUCAACAACAUCCCUUCCCUGGAGAACGCAGAGGGCUUGGAUGUGCUUCCCGACGCUGGCUUCCCUGUUCCAGGCCAGCACUGCCUUUCCUUUCCAAACUCGGAUGCUUGCAAAGCUACCUGCGACCUCACCACCUUCCAGGGAGACAUAGUACCACCCUUUCAGAAGUAUUCGAACCCAAGAAUCUAUUUGCCCCGGCCCCCCUGCAGCUAUGAAUUGGCAGGUCCUGGGUAUGCAAAUUCGAGCCCGUAUCCCACCUUUUAUAAAGAUGCCGGCAGUAUCCCUAAGGACUCGGACUGGGUUCAGCUGAAUGCACUGCCAUACAACGUCAACACCUACAGCAGCUUUGAGAGGAGCUUUGAUUUCACCAGUAACCAGCACAGCUGGAAACCAGCCCUUGGAAAAGCUGGCCCAGGGGAGAGGAUGGACCAAGGACAGUUCCCGCCCGAGGCCACUCACCCUCAGCGCACCCCACAGCCCCCCUGCAGGUACCUCGCGACCGCCCCGCCCGCCGCUCAAGCCCUUCAGACGGUGAUCACCACCACCACCAGAGUCUCCUACCAGGCCUGCCAGCCCCCCGCCCUGAAAUGCUGUGACAACGUGCGGGAUGCAAAGAGCCUCUCCAGCUGUGACUAUGCUUCUGAAAACACCCAGAUGUCCAUCUACCCAGGAGCCUUGGACCUUCCAGCUCCAGUCGUCACGACAAGCUCUCCAACAGCAUCGCUUCCUCUGAAGAUUCCCAGAGAUUGCUGGACCGUCAGACAACAUUCUCUGCCUUAUCCUCUAGGAGCAGCACCCUCCCGGACAGACGGAGCAGAGGCCUGGGAAGUGUGUUCCUCCAGACUGGGGUCUGCAGUCAACUAUCCAGAUCGAAUCAGUCCAUUCUUUAGCUGUGACAAUGAGGACUUUUGAACAGCAGUCCUGGGCACAGCAUAAUACUGGUCUUCAUGUACGCAGUGGAAGACGACAUGGAAGCUCUCUCUUAAAUUGGGAGAUUCAUUUAGCAUGCAAAGAAAUAUGUAUUAUAUCAAUGAUAUUUAUGUACAUACAUAUGAUAGUAAAACCAAUGAUCAGAGUAAAUUAUAGACUGGAAAUGUUUAGUUACUAUAGUAAAUUUUGCACAGGAAAGCCUACUAUAGUACAUAGAAUCAGGUCUGGAAUGUGACUUCCAAAUGAACAGAUAAGCAUGAAAGUUGGGCCUCCCAGGUGGCGCAGUGGUAAAGAAUCUGUCUGCCAAUGCAGGAGACACAAGAGGUGAGGGUUUGAUUCCUGG